AACAUAUUACGGUACCGUGACAUAUUUUUCAAUAUUUAAACUUUGUUCUUUUUCUUAAAUACUGAAUAAAAAUGAAGGAAAUUUUGGAAAUUUUAUGCGGAAUAAUUGUUCUCGUUUUUGCCUUUCAUUAUUAUUACAAAUUGAAGUUUGAUUUCUGGAAAAAACAUGGAAUACCUGGACCUAAACCCAUAAUAUAUUUUGGCACGGCAAAGGACAUGAUAUUACAGAAAAAAGUACCUAUAGAAUAUUAUAAGGAGAUAUAUGAUGAAUAUAAACAUGCGUCACUAGUAGGAUUCUUCAUUAAAACAAAUCCAAUUUUAAUGAUAAAUGAUCCCGUUUUGAUCAAGGAUGUUCUGAUCACAGACAGUAUGAUAUUUACAGAACGUGGUAUUCCUUACUCCAAAAAGGGUGAACCGAUAAUGGACACGCUUUUUUGGACAAAAGGAGAAGAAUCAUUACAUUUAAAAGCAAAACUGUCGCCACUUUUCACACCUAGUAAACUUAAAAAUAUGCUAUCUUUAUUAAUACAACGCUCGGAGGCUUUCAAAAAUUGGUUGGACAAUUCGCUGUUAUUGAAGAAUAAAUGUAUAAAUUGUAGCGAAUUGGCGGAUAAACUUACUGCUGACUAUUCUAGUGUCUGUUUACUGAAUUAUGAUAUCAAGUCUUUCCAAGAUGAAGAGAAUGAAAUUUGUAAAUAUGUGAAAAGGUUCAAUAAAGGAGAUUCAUGGAAAUAUAUACUCAAACAGUUGCUACCAGAUAAAGUAAUAUACAAUAAAUUAUAUGAUUUAAUCAGCUAUUAUUUGUUUGAUGCCGAAGUAAUGCAAUUUUGUAUCCGUUUCGCUAUGGAUAUUGUAAAUUACAGAGGAAAACAUAAUAUUGUCAAAUAUGAUGUUAUUAAUGUACUUAAGGAGUUCAAGAAAAACAAAAAAUCGACUGAAAAAGUAGAAAUGUUGGACCAAUAUUUUGUUACGCAAUUAUUUGUGCUCUUCUUGGCUGCAUAUGACACGUCUGCUAAAACAAUAUCUAACGCAUUGUACGAAUUAGCUUUAAAUCAUACUAUUCAAAACAGACUUCGCGAAGAAAUAAGAAAUAUAUAUAUAAAAAUUACUGGAGAAAUAACAUUUGACGAUAUGAAUACGAUGUUCUAUCUGGAUGCAGUCUGUAAAGAAACGCUACGAAAAUAUUCAAUAGCUGACGUAAUCAUGAGACAAGCCUCAUCAGCUUACACUUUUAGAAAUUCUCAACUAACUAUCCCAAAAGGUCAAGUAGUCAAUAUACCUGUCCAUGCUAUUCAUCUCGAUCCAGAUAUAUAUCCCAAACCUGAAAUUUUUGAUCCUGAGAGAUUCAUUGGUGAAGCAACUCGAUCUAGACAAUCAAUGCAUUACAUACCUUUCGGAUAUGGCCCAAGAAAUUGUCUUGGUGAACGAUUUGGCCUAUUACAAUUCAAAAUGGGACUCAUUACUUUUUUACGAAAUUAUAAAUUGGAUGUUUGUGAAAAAACCCCAAGAAAUUUAAAAUAUAUUUCCGCAGUACUUGUUCAACAACCUAAAGACAUAUAUCUUAAAAUAACAAAAAUUGAAUAAUACCUAAUACAU
Trachymyrmex septentrionalis is the source of this 1595-nucleotide messenger RNA. Its product is annotated as cytochrome P450 6B1-like. The transcript has 6 exons. Gene Ontology annotation, molecular function: monooxygenase activity; oxidoreductase activity, acting on paired donors, with incorporation or reduction of molecular oxygen; iron ion binding. The coding region runs from base 72 to 1583 and encodes 503 amino acids. The record is from RefSeq and is a predicted model, not a curated record. Lineage: Eukaryota; Metazoa; Arthropoda; Insecta; Hymenoptera; Formicidae.